Salvelinus namaycush (lake trout) is the source of this 1555-nucleotide messenger RNA. RefSeq names its product nucleolar protein 58-like. The record is from RefSeq and is a predicted model, not a curated record. Bases 1 to 999 code for a protein of 332 amino acids. Lineage: Eukaryota; Metazoa; Chordata; Actinopteri; Salmoniformes; Salmonidae. The transcript has 17 exons.
AUGAGCGAGGAGGGUGCUGGACUGGAGGGCACCCUGGGACAGAAAUCAGGUCAAGGAAAAAAGAAGGAAGAUGAGAAGAAGAAAGACAAGAAUAACAAGAGGGACAAGAGUGAUGGUGAUGACAAGUGCAAGAAAGGCAAAGGAAAGGAGGGUGGUGCAUCAGCUGAAUGGAUUUGUGGUGGAGAUUUUCCUGAAGGAAUGGAAGCUGGAAAUUUGAGUGAUGACGAGAGAGACGGAGGCAAGAAGAAAGAGAAAGAAAAGAAGAAGAAGUUGAAGAAAAAGAGGAAGGUACUCAACUCAGUUCCCAUUGGCUCCCUGUGGUUUCCAGUUCUUCAUCUUCCUCCUCCUCCUCCUCUUCUGAUAGCGAGGAGGAAAAGAAAAAGAAGGAUUCUAGUUCUUCAUCCUCUGACAGCUCCUCAUCUUCCUCCUCUGACAGUGAUGAUGAUGAAGAAGAAGAAAAAGAAGAUGAAAAAGGAUUCCAGCUCUGAUGAUUCAGAUAGCGAGAAAGACAAGAAGAAGAAGAAGAGGAAGAAGAAGAGAAAGAAAACGGAUUCCUGCUCAUCAGACAGCGAAGACAAUACGAAGAAAAAGAAGAGGGAUACGAAGAAGGGCAAUUCGGACAGCGAGGAAGACAAGAAAAAGAAGAAGGAAAAGAAGAAAAAGAAGAAGAAGGAUAAGGACUCGAGGAAGCGAGGAAGCGAGGAAGACAGGAAAAAGAAGAAGGAUAAGAAGAAAAAGAAGAAGGACUCAUCUGACAGCGAGGAAGACAAGAAAAAGAAGAAGGACAAGAAGAAAAAGAAGAAGCAUAAGAAGGACUCAUCUGACAGCGAGGAUGAUAAGAAGAAGAAGAAGGACUCUUGUUCUGACAGCGAGGAAGAUAAGAAAAAGAAGAAGGGUAAGAAGAAGAAAGAAAAGGGCUCCUCUUCUGGAAGUGGUGAUGAUGAUGAGGAGAAGAAAAAGAAGAAAGACAAGAAGGACUCCUGUUCCGAUGUUGAGUGAGAAUCUAAGAAAAAACAGAAGAAAGAUGACAACAAGAAAGACGAUGGACCUGAGAAUGAAAAGUGUGGAGAGCUGAAAAAGGAGGGGAAACGUGCAGGUGGCUUGGUGAUGGGAGGAGGGUGCAUGGAUACAAAACCAUCUGACGAGGGAUCAGCUGUUCCUCCAAUACCCACCCUGAAGAUGGAAUCCUGGGGGCUGUUGGCGGACGCCAGACCCAACACUCGCCAUGUGUUCCUUUAUAGCUCCUCAUCCUCUCUCAGUCCCAGGGAUAUCAGCCCCUCCCGCCUGCCACUCAGUCCCAUGGAGGCCCUGAUGGGGAACCCAGCCAAGACCAGUGAUCGUGACCCACUGACCGGGAGAGGACCAGCCAGCAGCAGAACCACACUGCUCAAAUCCAUUGAUCUGUUCAGGGCCCUAAGCCUUAUCAGCCUUAAUUAACAUGGAGAUUGGAAAAUAGGUCAAGAUGAUUCAUGCUCAUUACAAUCAGGUGUACAGGCUGAAAAGUGAUCAAAUGUAGAACAUUCUGUCAGAAAUAAAGAAAUCAUGUCAAUAGGUA